This is a messenger RNA of Spirodela intermedia, 255 nucleotides long. Lineage: Eukaryota; Viridiplantae; Streptophyta; Magnoliopsida; Alismatales; Araceae. The record is from the annotation of a GenBank genome assembly.
AUGGGGACCUGGAAGGAGACGGAGUCUCUGCUGGCCAUGGCCAGAACGUCGGCGCAGGAGACGAUCCCCGGGCACACCGCCUCCACGGCGGCCUUCGCCUGCUCGACGACAUCGAAGCCCUGCAGCGUCCGGUUGGGGCCGGCAUCCUUCUCGGCGGUGCUGUUGGUCGUCGUGUUCAGCAGCACCGAGGCAUCGCAGCCCUGCGACGAGGAGGAGAUCAGUAGAAAUGUAGGGAUAUUUAUACAGACUGACUAG